GGCUCCAACAACCCAUUUCCUCUUGAAUCUUCGAGGAGAGGGGACAGAAAACGGCGCUAUGAGGCCCCCGAGAAGAGCCAGGUGAUCUAAUGCCGUUCAUCAUAAGGGCAAGACCCCUGAGGGGGGCACAGUAUGCCAGCAACAGAAGGACCACUCCCCACACUGCCACCUCAGCGCCCUGGUCAGAAAGAAACACCCAUCUGCACCAGCUCCAUCCACCACAGUCCCUUCAUCCUCCAGCUAGCACUGGCAAGCCUGUUGGCUCUGCUCAUGGCCUCCUUGGGGCCAGCAACUCCAUUCAGGGCCCUGGUGGUGCUGCUCCUGGAGUCAGCCCAGUCCUCGCUUGGCAUGCUGCCAUUAGCGCUGCCCGCCAAGCACAGGGCGAACCUGAAAAGCCCAACACGACUUCACAGCCCUCAGUUUGUACUACUACUGGGCCAGCUCCUGUGGGCUCACUGGCACAGAAGAAGAGGCAGCAGUAUGCCAAAAGCAAAAAACAAGGAGGAUCCACCAGCAGCAGACCUCCCAGAGCUCUUUUCUGCCUCACGCUCAACAACCCGAUCCGCAGAGCCUGCAUCAGCCUGGUGGAGUGGAAACCCUUUGAUAUCUUUAUACUGCUGUCUAUUUUUGCCAACUGCGUGGCCUUAGCCAUCUACAUCCCCUUUCCUGGAGACGACUCCAACUCUACCAACCAAGAACUGGAGACAGUAGAAUAUGCCUUCCUCAUCAUUUUCACAAUAGAGACAUUUCUGAAGAUUAUUGCCUAUGGCCUGGUGAUGCACCAAAACUCCUACGUCAGAAACGGCUGGAACAUGCUGGACUUUGUCAUCGUCAUUGUGGGGUUGUUCAGUGUGGUUCUGGAGAUGAUAACCAAAGAUGCAGAUUCUGGUGGCCAGUCUGGAGGCAAACCUGGAGGGUUUGAUGUCAAGGCCCUCCGAGCCUUUCGCGUACUACGACCCCUUCGCCUUGUCUCUGGAGUUCCCAGUUUACAGGUGGUUUUAAAUUCCAUUAUUAAAGCCAUGGUUCCCUUGCUUCACAUCGCUCUGCUGGUCCUCUUUGUCAUUAUUAUCUAUGCUAUCAUCGGCCUGGAGCUUUUUAUUGGCAAAAUGCAUGCUACCUGCUACGUGACAGAAACAGGUGCCCUUGCAGAGGAAGAGCCAGCGCCGUGUGCAAUAUCAGGGCAUGGCCGUCAUUGCCUGCUCAAUGGUACAGUUUGCCGGGAGGGCUGGCAAGGCCCCAACAAUGGCAUCACCAACUUUGACAAUUUUUUGUUUGCCAUGCUCACUGUGUUCCAGUGCAUCACCAUGGAGGGCUGGACUGACGUUCUCUACUGGAUGAAUGAUGCAAUGGGCUUUGAGCUGCCGUGGGUCUACUUUGUCAGCCUUGUCAUCUUCGGAUCCUUCUUUGUUCUUAACUUGGUUUUGGGUGUGCUGAGCGGAGAAUUUUCCAAAGAGCGAGAGAAGGCCAAGGCUCGAGGUGAUUUCCAGAAGCUGCGUGAGAAGCAGCAGUUAGAAGAGGACCUAAAGGGCUACCUGGACUGGAUCACCCAGGCAGAGGACAUCGACCCUGAGAACGAGGAGGAGGGAGACGAGGAGGGCAAGCGUAACCGGGUCACGCUGGCUGACCUUACUGAGAAGAAGAAAGGAAAGUUUGGCUGGUUCACUCAGUCCACAGAGACACAGGCGAGCAUACCCACAAGCGAGACAGAAUCAGUGACCACAGACAAUCACAAUGGAGAGGACGACAAAUCACCAUGCUGUGGUCCGCUGUGUCAAAAAAUUACUAAAUCAAAGUGCAGUCGUCAGUGGCGUCGAUGGAACCGUUUUUGCCGCAGGAAGUGUCGUGCAGCCGUGAAAUCGGUGACCUUUUAUUGGCUUGUCAUCAUCUUGGUGUUCCUCAACACGCUCACCAUCGCCUCUGAGCACUACAACCAGCCAGACUGGCUGACUGAAGUACAGGAUGUUGCCAACAAAGUUCUUCUGGCCUUGUUCACCUUGGAGAUGCUGGUGAAGAUGUACAGCUUGGGGCUGCAGGCCUACUUUGUAUCCCUGUUUAACCGCUUUGACUGUUUUGUGGUGUGUGGAGGCAUCGUAGAGACCAUCCUGGUGGAGCUGGCGAUCAUGUCUCCACUGGGUAUCUCCGUUUUGCGCUGCGUACGCCUCCUUAGAAUCUUCAAAGUCACACGUCAUUGGGCAUCUCUCAGUAACCUGGUGGCCUCUCUUCUCAACUCCAUGAAGUCCAUCGCCUCCCUGUUGCUGCUGCUUUUCCUCUUCAUCAUUAUCUUUUCCCUGCUUGGCAUGCAGCUUUUUGGGGGGAAGUUCAACUUUGAUGAAACUGUGACUAAAAGAAGCACUUUUGAUAACUUCCCCCAGGCCCUCCUCACUGUUUUCCAGAUCUUGACAGGAGAAGAUUGGAACACAGUAAUGUAUGAUGGUAUCAUGGCAUACGGUGGUCCUGCCUCCUCUGGAAUGGUGGUCUGCAUUUACUUCAUCAUCCUCUUCAUCUGUGGAAACUACAUCCUGCUAAAUGUUUUCUUGGCCAUUGCUGUUGACAACCUGGCAGAUGCAGAGAGCCUGAACACAGCACAGAAAGAGGAGGAAGAGGCGAAGAAGAGGAGGAAUAGUGCCAAGGACGCAAGCGCUGAUAAAAAGAAAUGUGACAUAGCAGAAGGCAAAGAUGGUGAGACCAAGGUGCCGCUGGAGGGCUUGCAAGAGGAAAACAAAGAGUUGUAUCCUUCCAGUGACUCUCCAGUGUGCGAUGAUGGUACCGACAAUGAAGACCUUCCAGAUGUCCCCUCUGGGCCUCGCCCUCAGCGGCUCUCUGAACUCACCAUCAAAGAAAAGGUUCCACCGAUCCCUGAAGGCAGCGCCUUCUUCAUCUUCAGCAGCACUAAUCCGUUUCGUGUAUUUUGCCAUAAGCUGAUCAACCAUCAGAUCUUCACCAACCUCAUCCUGGUCUUCAUCAUGCUUAGCUCCGUCUCGCUGGCUGCCGAAGACCCCAUACGCAACUUUUCUGCUCGCAAUAUCAUACUUGGUUAUUUUGACUAUGCUUUCACCGCAAUCUUUACUGUUGAGAUCCUGUUGAAGAUGACAGCAUUUGGAGCAUUCCUACAUAAAGGGGCAUUCUGUAGAAACUACUUUAACCUAUUAGACCUGCUGGUUGUUGGUGUGUCUCUGGUGUCCUUUGGUAUUCAGUCCUCUGCUAUCUCAGUGGUGAAAAUUCUCCGUGUUUUGCGAGUUCUUCGUCCGCUCAGGGCCAUCAACAGAGCUAAGGGACUCAAGCACGUAGUCCAAUGUGUAUUUGUGGCCAUCAGGACCAUUGGCAACAUCAUGAUCGUCACCACUCUGCUGCAGUUUAUGUUCGCAUGUAUUGGAGUGCAGCUUUUCAAGGGUAAAUUUUAUCGAUGCACAGAUGAUGCAAAGUCCAGCCCAGAUGAGUGCAAGGGUACAUAUAUACUCUAUAACAAUGGGGACACGGCGAUGCCCAUGGUGAAGGAGAGGAUCUGGUAUAACAGUGAAUUCAACUUUGACAACGUCCUCAUGGCCAUGAUGGCUCUUUUUACUGUCUCCACCUUUGAGGGAUGGCCCACUCUGCUGUACAAGGCCAUCGACUCCAACAGGGAGAACAUGGGCCCUAUCUACAACUACCGCAUCGAGAUCUCCAUCUUCUUCAUCAUCUACAUCAUCAUCAUUGCCUUCUUCAUGAUGAACAUCUUUGUUGGUUUUGUCAUUGUUACGUUCCAGGAGCAAGGGGAAAAGGAGUACAAGAACUGUGAGCUGGACAAGAAUCAGCGUCAGUGUGUCGAGUACGCGCUUAAAGCUCGCCCUCUUCGGCGCUACAUUCCCAAAAACCCCUACCAGUACAAGUUCUGGUAUGUGGUGAACUCCACUGGCUUCGAGUAUGUCAUGUUUGUCCUAAUCAUCCUUAACACCUUAUGUCUGGCCAUUCAGCACCAUGGUCAGUCUCAUCUGUUUAACUAUGCCAUGGACAUCCUGAACAUGGUCUUCACUGGGGUUUUCACUGUAGAAAUGAUCCUCAAACUCAUUGCCUUCAAGCCCAGAAACUAUUUUGCUGAUGCAUGGAACACGUUUGAUGCCUUAAUUGUUGUGGGUAGCGUGGUUGACAUUGCCAUCACUGAGAUCAAUAACACAGAGGACAGCGCUCGCAUCUCCAUCACCUUCUUUCGCUUGUUCAGGGUGAUGCGAUUGGUCAAACUGCUGAGCAGGGGGGAGGGGAUCAGGACCCUCCUGUGGACCUUCAUUAAGUCCUUCCAGGCUCUUCCUUAUGUUGCACUCCUGAUAGCCAUGCUGUUCUUCAUCUAUGCUGUAAUUGGAAUGCAGGUGUUUGGGAAAAUAGCAAUGGUAGAUGGAACGCAAAUCAACCGCAACAACAACUUUCAAACCUUUCCUCAAGCUGUCCUGAUGCUCUUCAGGUGUGCUACGGGCGAGGCGUGGCAGGAAAUCAUGCUGGCCUGCAUGCCGGGCAAGCUGUGUGAUUCAGAGUCAGACUACAACCCCGGAGAGGAGAGGACCUGUGGCAGCGGCUUUGCUAUUAUCUACUUCAUCAGCUUCUACAUGCUCUGUGCUUUCCUGAUCAUAAACCUAUUUGUAGCUGUCAUCAUGGAUAAUUUUGACUAUCUGACCCGUGAUUGGUCCAUUCUCGGGCCGCACCACUUGGACGAGUUUAAAAGGAUCUGGUCAGAAUACGACCCUGAAGCUAAGGGCAGGAUAAAGCAUCUUGAUGUAGUAACUCUGUUGAGGAGGAUCCAGCCCCCACUGGGCUUUGGCAAGCUCUGCCCUCACAGAGUGGCCUGUAAGCGUCUGGUGGCAAUGAACAUGCCCCUGAACAGUGACGGAACUGUAAUGUUUAAUGCCACCUUGUUUGCUUUGGUCCGCACUGCUCUCAAGAUUAAGACUGAGGGUAACCUGGAGCAAGCCAAUGAGGAGCUUAGAGCGGUGAUCAAGAAGAUCUGGAAGAGGACCAGCAUGAAGCUGCUGGACCAAGUGGUGCCCCCAGCAGGCGAUGACGAGGUAACAGUGGGGAAGUUCUAUGCCACCUUCCUGAUACAGGACUACUUCAGAAAGUUCAAGAGGCGCAAGGAGCAAGGUCUUGUGGGAAGGCGCUCAUGGGAGAGGCUGAACACUACCUUGGCUCUACAGGCUGGCUUGCGCACGCUGCAUGACAUUGGACCAGAAAUCCGUCGCGCCAUUUCAUGUGACCUACAGGAGGAAGGACUUGUAGAUGAAAACGGAGAGGAAGAGGAGGAAAUCUACAGACGUAAUGGCAGUCUUUUUGGGAACCACGUCAAUCAUGUCAGUGGGGAUCAGCAGGGCUCUUCCCACCCCACCACAGUCACACAGCGGCCACUACAGAUCCUGCCCUUCUCCAGCACUGCCUCAACUGAACCCACACAUAUUGGCAGGAGAGGCAGCAGCAACGACAGGGAAGGAGAGACAGAAUUGAACUCUUCACCCAUCCAGCACAAUCAACAUCAUCACACCACUCAUCUGUAUAAUUACCCUCACUGUAAUUCCACUUGUCAUCAAUCGCCAAUACCUUCCAAUGCCAAUCUCAACAAUGCCAAUGUGCCCUCACUUCUCUCCAUAACCAUUGCGAGGCAGCAGAAGUGUUUAAGACGGAGUCGGCCGUCAUCCACCAGAAAUGGAUCAUCAACAACUACUUACAGCAAAGGACUGCAAGUCAAGCCUUGGAAGUCACACUCCACAAGGACACGCUACUAUGAGGCCUAUAUUAGGUCAGAGAGCAGUGGAGUGCUUUACCCCACCAUUCGUCGAGAGGAGCGGGGUGAUGGGGACAGUGAUGAAGAGAGAGGCUCAGGAGAGUACUACAGUGGGGAGGAGUUUCAUGAAGAUGACAUCAUGCUCACAAAGGAAAGGUUGUCCAACAAUGACUGCCAUGAUGACACAGAGGGAGAUUUUGACCUUGUUUCCAGGGGUGAUUGCCAGUCUGAUAGUUACUGUGAUGAUGAUCAACAGCCAAUCUACCAAGACAGCAGGCCGUCACCCAGGAAAUGGUUUUUACCCUCACCUCAAGCCUCCAACAGACCAACAUUCAGUUUCGAGUGUCUUCGCAGAAGAAGUAGUGAAGAUAAUGCCCCUCCUUCUCCAUCAUGCACAGCUCUUCCACUACACCUGAUGCAGCAACAGGUGAUGGCGGUGGCUGGUCUCGAUGCAAGCAAAAUUCACCGUCUGUCUCCCACGAGGUCCAUGCGCUCCUGGGCCACACCUCCUGCCUCCCCAGUUAGCCGUGACUUCUCGCCCAGCUACACGCCACUCAUACAGGUGGACUGGCGCAGUCCUGGCAGCGUGGCCAGCAUCCCUGGAGCAGUGAAGAGGAGUUCAUGGUAUACAGAUAGCCAGGACGGCCCUCCCAGCCAAAGCCACUCUCCAUCACGCCUGCAUUUACCCACAGAGUGCUGCUCACACUGCCUGCAAAAGAGAGGCAGUGCCAACAGCCUGGUGGAAGCUGUGCUAAUUUCUGAAGGUUUGGGGAAAUACGCCAGGGACCCUAAGUUUGUAUCAGCAACCAAACAUGAGAUUGCAGACGCCUGCGAGAUGACCAUCGACGAAAUGGAGAGUGCUGCCAGUAACCUGCUGAAUGGGAGUAUGGGUAAUGGCAACACAGGGAGGACAGGGAGCGUCAGCUCUGAGCCACAUGCCAAUGCGCAUAUAAGGGACCACAGUAUCCGUGACUACAGUGAUGAGGAGCCAUACGUGGCUGUGAAAUGUGAGGAGGACCUAACAGAUGAGAUGAUAUGCAUCACUUCACUAUAGCAGCAGCUCACACUGGGAUAUAUUUAGGUUUUUUUCAAUUGAAUAUUUACUACUGUUCUGCAGUAAAGGGGACACCUCUGCUCAAGUGCAUCAUGCAAUAAUGAAAAAAAACAUGUAAAAAGCAGAUGGAUAAGAGAGCAAAGUGCCUUGUUUUCUCUUAAGAAAUGAUGAAGAAAUGGUUGGGUUCAUGGAAACUUUUAGAUAAAUUCAACAAAACAGAGGAAAUGGAUCUACCUGCUAACCAGUCUGUCAUCUAGCAAGAAUUCAAACCGCUAAACUGAGGUUUUCUUUACUAUUACAGCGGUUUGUUACAGCGGAAAAGCUCAACAAAGGGGACCAGCUUAAUCAGCUUCAGUGUGAGGCGAUGGUGGGCCUGUCAAGCUGCAUUGUUCUAAAAUGAAUCUACACUGUUUACCUAAUAUAAAGAGCCAAAAAACAAAAAGUGUUCCACCAUUUCAAUCAUUUUUAGAUGCCAGUGUAUGAUUUUUUUUUCUUACAGAAGCUGAUUUUAUUGAAAUGAUUAUAGAGAAUUUUCCAAAGCAUUUAACUUGUUUUCCACCAUUGCCAGGCCAGUGAGAGGUCUGGUCUUAAAAUGAAGCUGGCUUUGGUUGUCCAGUGAUUCCAAACUUCCCUGUAUUCAGUCACCAGAUUCAUGUAUAUAUAUAAAAUGUGUGAUUUUAGCCUUUUAUUGGUCAUGUUAGCAGACACUGGUUGUUCAUGUUACAUUUUCACCUUCAUGACUCCAAUUAGAUAAAAAAAAAAAAAAAAAAAAACUUGAUCGAAACAGUUUUUUUUUUUCUCGGUAGUCUUUAACUGCUCUGGGUUCACAGUUGAGGAUUUCAGGGUUAAACGUUGCUUUGCCUCCGUUUUUGACUUGAAAAGGAAAUCACAUAUCAAUAAAAAAAAAAGACUUUGUCCUCAGGCAUAUCCUUCUUCUUCAUGUGCUCGCUGACACAGACUCCAAGUCCUCCCUUUACACCAACAGCAGUGCUAUAUUUAUCUAAAUGCCCUAAAGACAAAGGAAUAUUAGGAUGCUACAUGCCACUCACUGUCCACAAGGAUCCUUAACUUUGAAGGCAAUGAUUUUUAUUUUAUUUUUUUUGUUAAGCCCUUCGCUCAGAAUAUGCAAUGAUUGUCAUUAGUAUGAAAAUGAAUCCACGCUGAGAACGUGUUAGCGACAGUAGAUGAUGUAUGGGGUUAUCGUGUGGUGUCUCAUCAGUCUGUAAUGUAAAACUAAUGUGUGAUACUUGGACUGCUCAUGUUUUAAAAAGAACAGCGAGAAACAAAGAAGUCCG
Molecule: messenger RNA, 8089 nt
Organism: Archocentrus centrarchus (flier cichlid)
Lineage: Eukaryota; Metazoa; Chordata; Actinopteri; Cichliformes; Cichlidae
Gene: cacna1db
Product: calcium channel, voltage-dependent, L type, alpha 1D subunit, b
Exons: 49
Coding region: 90-6794 (2234 amino acids)
Biological process (GO): calcium ion import across plasma membrane
Cellular component (GO): voltage-gated calcium channel complex; membrane
Molecular function (GO): high voltage-gated calcium channel activity
Source: RefSeq, a predicted model, not a curated record